Ooceraea biroi (clonal raider ant) is the source of this 3426-nucleotide messenger RNA. Its product is annotated as cytochrome P450 9e2. The record is from RefSeq and is a predicted model, not a curated record. Gene Ontology annotation, molecular function: iron ion binding; monooxygenase activity; oxidoreductase activity, acting on paired donors, with incorporation or reduction of molecular oxygen. Lineage: Eukaryota; Metazoa; Arthropoda; Insecta; Hymenoptera; Formicidae.
AUGUAAAUAACAAAAUCACGAAAACAAAAUUACAGGAUUACAAUUUCGCGUACAUUUUAUGUUGGAACAUUACACGUAAUAUAAGACAUGCAAAAUAAGACGAUGAUAACGCAUAUAAUUCGUGAGAUGUCAUUAUGACGCUUAUAUCUGCUCUUGAUAGUCGAAAAGUUAAGUGAGGGGAUAAGACUCUAUCAGUUAUAAUGUCACAUGACGCACUUCCCACUGUCGUGCAAUAUAAUCAGUUGAGAGAACAGGAUUCUAACAGUCGUUUGCAGAAAUUGUCCCUGAAAACAAGCAACUGUAAUUAUAAAGUGAUUGUCAUUAGUCCAAGUGAAAACUCCGCAGUCCAUACGUACUACUGAACUAAUAAACCGUAAUAUCGAACUGGCAACAAUUAGGAAAACGUAACAACGUUCCUCUUCGACCGUGCAAUCAAUCAAACUAACAGUGAUGGAGCUUUCUACUUUGCUUCUGGGUAUUCUCGCAAUAUGCAUUUGUAUGUAUUAUUUUAUUCUGAGUCAAAUGUCUUAUUUUGACCAACGGAAAGUUCCAUAUAAACGACCAGUACCAUUACUGGGCAACAUGGCGCCCUUUAUUUUUCGACGUAUAAGUUUCGUGGACAAUAUACACAGACUGUACAAUCACUUCUCGAAUGCGAGAUACUUCGGAUUCUAUGACAUGAUGACACCAGUAUACGUGAUACGUGAUCCGGAGCUCAUUAACACUAUCGCCAUUAAACAUUUCGACAAUUUUACGGAUCAUCGCAACUUUGUAAACGAAGAUGUGGAACCGAUUGCCGGAAGGAACCUAUUUGGUUUACGGGGUGAUCACUGGCGCGAGAUGCGAAAGCUUCUCAGUCCUAGCUUUACAUCCAGCAAGAUGAAAAUGAUGUUCGUUCUAAUGUGUCAAUGCGCCGAGAACUUCACCGAUUUUGUAACAACUGAAUGUGGAAAAUCCAGCAAGACAUAUGACAUGAAGGAUACACUCAGGAGAUACGCUACUGAUGUAGUGGCCACGUGUGCUUUCGGCAUCAGCGUGGAUUCUUUCAACCAACCGAAGAACGAGUUCUUCUUAUCUGGUAAUAAAUCUAUAAACUUUGAUUUUAAAAUGACAUUAAAGUUUCUCAUGAGCAGAAAUUGGCCGCGACUUGCAAAACUUCUCAGAAUAAGAGUGUUUACCGCUGAGAUAGAAAACUUCUUUAAAAACAUCGUCAAUGAUACUGUGAAAGCCAGGGAUGAGCACGGAAUUGUCCGACCAGAUAUGAUACAGUUGAUGAUGCAGACAAGGGACAAGAAUUAUGGGCCUGCAUUUGACAUUGAUGAAAUGACCGCUCAAGCGUUUGUCUUCUUUCUUGCUGGAUUUGAUUCCGUAUCGACAGGUAUGUGUUUCUUGGCACAUGAGAUCGCAGUAAAUCCUGAUGUUCAGACCAAACUUAGAGCCGAAAUUGAAGAUGUCCUUAAACAAAACAAUGGCAAACCUACUUACGAGGCCAUUAAUGGCAUGAAGUAUUUGGAUGCUGUUGUGACUGAAGUCAUGAGAUUAUAUCCAUUGGCAUCAUUUCUCGAUAGAGUGUGUACUAAGGAUUUCGAAAUGCCACCUGCUACUCCGGAUGGCAAACCCGUCACGAUUAAGCCUGGAGAGAGUGUUUGGUUCCAGAGUUAUUCUCUGCAUCGCGAUCCCAAAUAUUACUCGGAGCCUCUCAAAUUUAAUCCAGACAGAUUCCUGAACGAGAGUGUGGACAACUCAGUCUACAUGCCAUUCGGUAUUGGACCUAGAAUUUGCAUAGGCAACAGAUUUGCUUUGAUGGAAGCGAAAAUUAUGAUAUUCUACCUGCUGUGGCGUUGCGAUCUCGAACCAGAUGUUAAAACAAAAAUCCCGAUGGUGCUGGACAAGUCGGCGUUCAUAACAACGGCGGAGGGUGGCUUCUGGUUGAAAUUGCGGGCGAGAAAUCAGACUAUUUCUAUUACAUCAUGCUUAUCAAACGGACACAACUUACAUACAAAAGAUACAUAAAAUAGUAUAUAUAUUUUACAAAUUUCUAUAACACCAAAAACUGUUUUUUCUUAUACGCAUAUAUAUACAUUUGUACAUAUGCAUAAUUAAAUAUUAAAUAGGAAUAAUUUAAUAUUAAUACAUGAAAUAAUGAAAUAUAUGUGAAAACAGUUCGAUAUAUCCAAACGCGCGAAAUUUCAGUUGUAUUGUUGAUAAAUUUUAUCUUUAAAAACUUGCUCUUUAAAAAUUGUUGUAGUUUUGAUAUUGUUUUAGAAUGUUUUUCUUGCAAUUAGAAUAUUCCAUAAAAUCUGCCCUAAAAAUUAAAUUACCGGCGAUUUUGAGUCACUGUCUAUCUCUGUUUAUAUAAUAAUGUUGCACCCAAUCGGAGAGUGCUUCCUGUGAAACAUCCUAUCCCGAGCUGUUGCUCGGGUUACCGAAUACGCUCCACGCCACUGCUUCUUCAUGGCUUCUUGGACCCAUCCGGCGUCCUCCAGGAGCUGGCCAUCUGCCCCAAGACGCCGAAUAAGCCCACCGUUCCACAGGAAGCACUCUCCGAUCGGAUGCAACACUAUUUCUAGAUCCUAUAUACGUGUAAUAUUUAGUAUACAUGGAUGAUAUAAAUUGAGUAAUUAAUCUUUCUUAUAUUUUAUUUUAAAUGCUUCUUUUCUAAAUUUUUUAAGAAUAAGAUAGGAGAGACAUGUUAAUAUUUUGUUAAAACUAUUUUUUUUUAUAUAUAUAAUUAAUGUAUCCCAAUUUUAUGUAACAGAAUAAAAAUAUUAUAAAUAUCCUUUUCAUCCAUAAAAUAAUUGUUAUAUGUACUGCUCUUUGUAUUGUGGGAAAAAGAUUAUUCUAUAAUGGUAUUGAAAACUGUAUAUAUAAAUUAAGCUGCUUGCUAUUGCAGUAUUAAUACGCUUCAAGAAAAUUAAUUCACUAAAUAAACAAUGAUAAAUCUUCAAAUUUUAUGUGUAAAUAUAUAUCGAAUGAUGUAUCAAUUGGACAUGCAUUACCUAGCAGUCAGUUGCAUAAACUGCUUUUUUUUACGUUGAUCUUUUAACUUCAAACUUAGCUGAAUUUUAAUAACUUUAUUAAUGGUUUAAUGAUUUCAUUGUGAAAAGAGUUUGACCUUCAUAUAAAAGCAUUAUAACAUUUAUCUUCUAAUCUGCACUUGAUAAAGAAAAAAUAUACAUGUAUGUACAUAUACGCGCGCACAUGAGUGAACAAAGUUCAGCAUAUUACGAAUGCAAAAUAUUUGUGAUUACUACGAUUCAUUUAUAUACACAUUAUUGCAUGUCACGUACUUAUUGCAAUUUGAACCUAAUUAUUUUGAUUACGAUGACGAAGUAAAUUCCUUAUUCUGAAAUUAUAAUACACGGAAGAAAAUUGAUGAUUAUGUAUGGUAUGUAUUUGUAUAUUUGCUUACUACAUAAAAAGAAU